Molecule: messenger RNA, 3223 nt
Organism: Gryllus bimaculatus (two-spotted cricket)
Lineage: Eukaryota; Metazoa; Arthropoda; Insecta; Orthoptera; Gryllidae
Source: the annotation of a GenBank genome assembly
AAAUCAGUUUACUGUUUCUAUAAAUAAUUUACUUCAGAAAUUAAAAUACUAAAUUGUCUGGUUUCUUUCUUUGAUCAUUAAGAAUUGUGGAUCAGAACUAGCGGACCGUCUUAAUGAUACCGCCUUUGAUUUUUUCCGGAUUUAUCGUCACACGUUGCUCAAUACUCUCUAAUCGCUAUAGACCUCACGAGGGGUGUUGUGCUGCAGGUUAAGCCAGGAAUUUUUCCAGUUAUUGUAUGAGUCAAAAAGCAGAAAAGCCAGUACUGUCAGGUCAGCGCAUAAAGACCAGAAAGAGAGAUGAAAAAGAGAAAUAUGACCCUACAGGCUUUCGAGACACAGUUCUGCAAGGACUUAAUAAAGCUGGGUCUGACUUAGAGGCAGUGUCAAAGUUCUUGGAUACUGCUGGGUCGAAGUUGGACUACCGGCGUUAUGGGGAAGCACUAUUUGAUAUCCUCAUUGCUGGAGGACUGCUGGUGCCAGGUGGUUCUAUUGCCCAGGAUGGAGACAAGCCUUACAAAACAAAUGCUUGUGUGUUUGAAGCCCCAGAAGACAUGGAGUCGAUGCACAGCUAUGAACAGGAACACCUGGUAAAAGAUAAUCUUGCUUUGGACUUUCUUAUGGAAGUAUUUGUUACUUGGAAACAAGAAAAAGGCAUAACACCCCUAACAACAGCAUUGAAGAAAGGUGGAAUUGAGAGCAGACUAAUGGAGUUCGUACCAAUGAACAAACGGACAGAAGAAUAUUUCCGUGCUGUCUUUGAAGAAAAAGGUUUAGCUGAUAUUGUAAAACUUCAUAAAGCUCAGGCUAGCCAAGAAGCCAAAAGAGAUCUGCAAUCCCAACUGGAAGAGCAGUUGUCAGAAGGCCGGCCAAUUAAAGAUAUUGUUGCAGAUAUUAAGGAAACUGCAGCCAAAAGUGGAAUUCAAGAACAUGAAAUGAUAACAUUGGUUUGGUCAACUGUGAUGUCUCAAGUUGAAUGGAAUAAGAAAGAAGAAUUAGUUGCUGAACAAGCUCUGAAACAUUUGAAACAGUAUACACUUCUGUUUGAAGCAUUCACUACUACUGCUCGCUCUGAGUUGGCUCUCAUGCUCAGAAUUCAAGAAUACUGCUAUGGCAAUAUGAAUUUUAUGAAGGUUUUCCAGAAGAUCAUCUUGCUUUUCUACAAGACUGAUGUCCUGUCGGAAGAAGUUAUUCUUAAAUGGUAUAAAGAAGGCCACUCCAUGAAGGGCAAAAUGAUGUUCCUGGAUCAAAUGAAGAAAUUUGUUGAAUGGCUCCAGAAUGCUGAAGAAGAAUCUGAGUCAGGGGAAGAAGAAGAUUAACUGGACAAGUGGUUCCCCGCAUCACUGGCUCACAGCCUCUUGAAUCGCUCUCAAAUAUUGCAUGUUCAGCUGAUGCACGGAGUAAAUUGAAGAGUAUGUACUCUUGAGUAAAAUAACCCUCUAGAAGCAUGGUGAAAAACUUAUGUUCUACUCAAGAGUUAAUAUCUUAAAAUAAAUACUUACUCUCGGGGUAACUACUCUCAACAUUACUUGGCUGUUGGUGAAACCGGCAAGCAUGAAACAUCAGCAAACAUGUGGUUGACAUUGCUUCUGCUUCAUUCAUCCUAGAUCCUGAGUUUGGAAUUUCCAUGAAGGAAGGGUGGGGUAUAAAUUUGGAGGUACAGAGGUCUAUAGAAGAAGUCCGACAGUAUUCCUAUCUUCCGGUAGUGCAUUUCUUUAAGUGGGUGGAGACACGACAAAAAAGUACUUCGGACAUAAUGUAAAAACUUUCUAUAAUUUUUUACCUUACUGAGGUUUUAAUUAAAUUUCUUUAACAUUAAUUGUGUGGUUUCCUGAAUAUUUGUUACUUUUUCUUUUUUUUUAAUUUCUUAAUUUGUUAAGAGAGGACGACGUUUUCAUCUCUGACUUGUCUGGUGCCUUAUUGAUUCUCAUGUAGCCAGCGAUUCGUAAAUAGAAUUACUAACAACGUUAAUAUUCCAGCAAAUAAUGAUGCCUCAUUUGUUAAUUUCCGAAAAUGUAUCUGUUAAAUGUUGUACUCAUAAUUUUUAAAUAAAAAUAUAUAUUGUCAGAGAUGAAGAUGUCAUAACAAAUGUCUGUACUGUAUCAUUGUAUAAAAGGAUAAUCAUGGACAUGAUAAUUGUAGUCAUCAGUUAAAUUCAGGUCAGACCAGACCUCUCUUUUAAACAAUUAUGUUCCAAUGCUGUAAUUCCUUUGAAAAUGUUAAAAUUGAGCUGCCAAAUAGGAAAAGUUGUUUUAUAAAUGAAAUUUAUUUUAUCUACGAAUUGAAGAGUCUUUCCUGAUUCUGUUUCACUCAAAAAUUGGAGUGACAACUACUGUGGGCAACCAGCACAAAUUCAAACUAAUGUCGUAUAAAACUUUUGAAAUCAUUUCUGCUGUGCAGUUAUUUUCUGGCAAGACGUUUAGAAGAUGUAGUUGCCAUUCCGUUUUUUUAGUGAAAUACAGAAUACAUUAUGAAUGUAUUGAAACGUAGGUGAAUAUAAGAGACAAGUAAUUAUUGAAUAAAGUUUGAUAUCUCCCCAGACUAGAAUGUGAAAUAUGUGGACAGUUUUAAGAUAUAAAAUCACAAGCUUUGUACUUUUUAUAGUGACUGUAAAGUGGGAGUGGCAUUGGUUCAGGGAUUUAUGUGUAACCAACCAAUCAUGUAUGGGUCUAAUAAAAAGAUUGUUUAAAUUACCCAAUCAGUAUGUGUUAAAAGUGUCUUCGUACUUACUACUCAUUAACAGUAAAAUUUACUUGCGAUUGCAAAGUCUUACACAUACAUGCCAUGUGCCCAAGAGGAAUUCUGUAAAAGAAGUUGGCAUGUCUGGGGAGCAGACAUUUUUUGUGGCAGUGUGCAUGAAUUCUUCGUUGUUUUAGGAUUUCAUUUGUUCCAAUAGGAAUAAACUUGUGCUUGAGACUACAUGGAAUAUAUGUUGGACAUUUCAUUAUGACUUCUUUCUUUUUUUUUUUUUUUUGGAUAAAAUAUUUGGUUGUAAUUCCAAGACCUGUAAAAUGUGAGAUUUAAAUUUAAUUUCACUUCUCCCGAGCUCACAGUUUUGGUGGUUCUGUUUUUUGUUUUUGUUGAAUCUAAUGAAAUGUGUGAUUUCAUGUAGUAUUGGAACUUAGCAUUGUAACAUUGUCACUUAACUGUAAUGAAUUUGACCUUUUCUUAAUAAAGGGAUCGGACACGAACAAUCGUGGGAAGGACCAAUCAUGUUGGAGCAUAA